AUGUCUUCGAUAGACAACCCAAUUGCCUCUACGGCUUCAACUACGGCUACGCCCACGAACUCUACGCCAUCUCCUUCUACCGCAAGCCCCCCGGCUUCUGCGCCGCCGAGCUCCGCACCUCGCCGUUUGCCCCGAAAGAGCACGCUAACUCAGCAGCAGAAGAACCAAAAGCGACAACGGGCGACCCAGGAUCAAUUGGUUACUCUGGAAUUGGAGUUCAACAAGAACCCAACACCGACGGCUGCCGUCCGCGAACGAAUCGCCCAAGAGAUCAACAUGACUGAGAGAUCAGUGCAAAUUUGGUUUCAGAAUCGGCGUGCAAAAAUCAAGAUGAUUGCCAAGAAGAGUAUCGAGACUGGCGAAGAUUGCGACUCUAUCCCAGACUCAAUGCGACAAUACUUGGCCAUGCAAUUCGACUCUCACAAACCCGGUGCUAGGGAAUUGUUUGGACGAUCUAACGGGUUAGGUGCAUUGGGUCACGGGUAUGGGUAUGGCGGAGAUGCAACUUCAGGAAAAGUUGUCAUUCAUCAUUUUACUUGCCGUACCCUUAGCAUUGGCACAUGGCGACGUUUUGGACAGAAUGCCAUGGAUCUGGUUAUUUUCUACUCCCCGGACAAGGCCAGCAUGACUUACUACAUCAACAAUGAUCAGGCUGGCUACAAAAUCGAGUAUCCAUUCUCGUAUAUCAAAAACGUGACCUUGGAUAAUGGGGACCCAACACUCAACGCAAACGGCCUUCCUGUGCGACCUGGGGGUCUGAUAAUUGAAUUAAACCGCCCUCCCAUUUUCUGGAUGGACAGCUCAAAUUCCGGCGGCUUUUACCAGUGCGGUGAUUUCACCGAAGAUCAGCAAGCGAGCCGUGUCAUGGUCCACCAUCUAGGCGGCCAUCCCAAGGUUCUCAGCGUGCAGCUGGCAAAACUGGUCUCUCUGGAAAGUUUCCAAAACCGCUUGAGCUUCAACUACUCCGUAUCUGCGCCGGUUACUCCUCCCCAGGAUAUCCAUCGUCCCGCGUCUCAGCCGAAUCAAUUCACGUUGGCGCAAAUGGGCAUAUUCCCAGAAUCGCAUCUUAGUGUCAACCCUAUGCCUCGUGGCCACAAACGCCAGCGUAGUCGAUCAGUGCCAGCGGCGGUGGAUUUAUCAUAUUUGCAAACACCAAUUUCUCCCUUCCAGAUUCAAGCUCCUGUGUCGAUGACACCGAACCCCAACAUGUACGCGCCUAUUCCUCACCAUCCGAAUGCAUUGCAGGGGCUAGGGAACGACCUUCGAAUUGAUACCACGUCGACGUUUGGCGUAGAUCCUCGAUCUUACCCAAUGUCUGCGACUACCAUGUCCGAGUUUCCUGGUGCCAGUCCGUCUUACUACUCGACUGCUACCCCAUCGGAAUCAAUCGCCAUGGUUGGAAAUCCCGGAAACCAAUUCAGUCUUCCUUACGUAUCGCCGUCCCCAAUGGACCAGUCAAAGAUGCUGAGCCAACCGCCCGCAUCGAUGCCGACUUUCAGUCAUGUAGAUCCUCUGAUUGCCAACCACUCGCCUCCGCUCGCAACUAUGCACAAUGCUGCUGGUUCAAAUGAUAUGUACAACUUUGGUGCUGAUCAGCAGCAUGGCCUUUCUGACGAUGGAGUUGGGUUGAGUGAGAUGUAUUCAAAGCAUCACAUCAACCAAUUUCCGAUCGAUGGCACAAGCUUUGAGUUCACCAUGCCUGGCAUGGCCGAAACUCAGUCACCCAUGACUGGGGAACUGCCAUCAUAUGACUUGAUCCAGACGAGUUCCUCUUGA
Talaromyces atroroseus is the source of this 1776-nucleotide messenger RNA. RefSeq lists its product as hypothetical. Bases 1 to 1776 code for a protein of 591 amino acids. The transcript has a single exon. The record is from RefSeq and is a predicted model, not a curated record. Gene Ontology annotation, biological process: regulation of transcription by RNA polymerase II; cell differentiation. Gene Ontology annotation, molecular function: DNA-binding transcription factor activity, RNA polymerase II-specific; RNA polymerase II cis-regulatory region sequence-specific DNA binding. NCBI's taxonomy places the organism in Eukaryota, Fungi, Ascomycota, Eurotiomycetes, Eurotiales, Trichocomaceae.